Messenger RNA from Helicoverpa armigera (cotton bollworm), 5094 nucleotides. RefSeq names its product stambha A (gene stmA). NCBI's taxonomy places the organism in Eukaryota, Metazoa, Arthropoda, Insecta, Lepidoptera, Noctuidae. Gene Ontology annotation, cellular component: plasma membrane. Gene Ontology annotation, biological process: protein localization to plasma membrane. The transcript is spliced from 22 exons. The coding region runs from base 354 to 3041 and encodes 895 amino acids. The record is from RefSeq and is a predicted model, not a curated record.
UCAGUUUAGAUGAAAAAAAUCACCCUAGCUUCCGAAAUGUGACAUCGUUGACCCAUAUUUUGUUAAUUCUAGUCAAUUUUAACGUUACAACAUAGAGCAAUAUUAUAUUUUUGAGUAAUACUAAUUCUUAAGAGAGUAUUUAUUUUUUUAAUAUUAUAGUGUUGUGAAGAGCCUGAAUAUUUACGUUUUUAAUCCCUUGUUACACAUUGCCUAAAGUGAUAAAAAUCUAUCCUAUUACGUGCCGUGUUAAUUAGUUUUCAUGAUACUGUAAAUUUUAUACUGUUUCUGAAAUAUUUUUUUAUAUUUUCCUGUUAUAAUACGAAUUAUAUUGUUGAAUUUAUAUCUUUUCAAAAAUGUCUUUCGUGAAAUGUUGUUUUGAAGCUGGAGAGGGCCACGAUUUUUUGGAUUCGUUCGUGCAAAAGUGUACAGACCCAGGCUGCUGCUGCGGCUGCUGCUCAGCCCUCAGGCCUCGGUACAAGCGCCUAGUAGACAAUAUCUUCCCAGCAAUACCGCAAGAUGGCCUCGUCAAGACCAACAUGGAGAAACUCACUUUCUACUCGCUGUCGAGCCCUGAGAAACUCGACAGGAUUGGGGAGUACUUAUUCCAGAAAGCCUCCAGAGAUAUUUAUAGAAGGCGACAUGGGUUCGUAAUAAUAGCCAUGGAGGCUAUGGACCAGCUCCUGGUGGCGUGCCACUCGCAGACCCUCAACCUGUUCGUGGAGAGCUUCCUCAAGAUGGUGCAGAAGCUACUCGAGUCUACUGACCCUCAGCUGCAGAUCUUGGCCACGCAGAGUUUUGUACGCUUCGCGAACAUAGAAGAGGACACUCCGUCUUACCAUCGACGCUACGAUUUCUUCGUGUCCAAAUUCUCGGCGAUGUGUCACAGCAACCACAUCGAUAAAGUUCAACGAGACAACAUUCGAUUAGCCGGGAUACAAGGGUUACAGGGCGUUAUAAGAAAGACCGUGUCGGAUGACUUAGUGGAAAACAUCUGGGAAGCUCAACAUAUGGACAAGAUUGUACCUUCCUUGCUCUAUAAUAUGCAGACAGCGGAGAAGUACGACACAGUGCUGUGCAUGGAGGGCGGCGCGGGCGAGGAGGAGCCGGCGCGGCUGGCGGAGGCGUGCCUGCGCGAGCUGGUGGGCCGCGCCUCCUUCGGGCACAUCCGCAGCGUGCUCCGGCCCGUGCUCACUCACUUCGAUCGACACGAGUUGUGGAUACCGAACGACUUUGCCGUACACACGUUCAAGAUCAUCAUGUUUUCUAUACAAGCGCAGUACUCAUACAGCGUGGUAGAAGCGCUGAUGCAGCACUUGGACGCGGGCGGCAGCGGCGCCAGCGAGCGAGACUACACGCGAGUGCGGGCUGCGCGGGCUGCCGUGCUCAGCAACAUCGUCGCCAUCGCUGCUGGGGAUAGUGUUGGACCAUCAGUAUUGGAGAUUAUCAAUAAUCUCUUGACUAACUUGAGAGCUUCAGUCGCCAGAGAUUCUGAGAAAGAAACAGACGAGAAACUAUACCAGGAAGCAUUAAUCAACGCUUUGGGAGAGUUCGCGGACCACUUGCCCGACUUCCAGAAGAUAGACAUCAUGAUGUUCAUCGUGAACAAGGUGCCGAGCUCGCAGCGAGCCAACAAGGGGACCAAAGCUGAUUGUAUGCUGCAGAGCAUAUUGCUUAAAUCGCUGUUGAAGGUGGGUACAACAUACCGCACGGGCGAGCUAAGCAAGGCGUUCCCCGCUGCAUUCCUCGACGCGCUGCUCCGCGUGGCGGCCGCCGCCGAGCCCCGCGCCCGAGCACUGCUGCAGCGCAUACUGCAUACUCUGCUCGACAGGCGGGGCAAUGCUCCGAGACUGCAUCAUGCCACCGUUGAUGUAUGCGAGUUGGGUCUGAUCGUAGAGAAGUGUUCGCGACAGGACCUCAUCUUCAUCAGCAAGCACGGAUACGCACUGUUCAGCUCGCUUUAUGAAGGUCUUCAGCUGGAGUCCAACAUGAUGGAGAACGUAGAAGCUAUCUACACGACUCUAGCGCUGAUCUGCAUCGAGCUCGGCUCCGAGGAGACUGUCGGGGACAUCAUGCAGCUUGUACUAGCCAUCCAGCAAUCAAGUCUAUCGAAUCCGGUGCUGUCAGUGGCGCAGCAGUGUCAGCUGCAAGCCAUCAGCAUCUCUCUCGCGGCUCUCGUGCCGCAUGUGCUCCUGUUACCCAGGCUCGCUGACUAUAUACACAAGAUAAUCGUGGCUCGUCGUGAAGAGGCGCCGCACCUGCUGCCGCCGCUGCGCGAGGAGUAUGAUGACCUGCCUCCCGCCAAGAUGCCCAACAAGCUGCCGUAUCUUAUGAUGGAUCAGAUGGCGCUAUGCGACAUGCUGAAGGCCCACGGCGUGGACGUGUCGCGGCUGUCGGCCGCCUCGCCCUACAGCGCCGGCAACGUGGCGCUGCCGCACCGACACAGCUGGCUCGAGGCCGGAGCAGCUCAAGGCCGUGACAGCCUGGCGGAGAUCACGGCUCCGGGCACGGAGCUGGACAGCGCCAACAGUUCGCCCGGCGUACAGCGGCAAACUCAACACGACGAUUUGGACGAAGAGUACCGAAUGUUCACGGAGAAGUACAAUCACAACCACAGACCCGCCAUGCAGAACUUUGGCGCUUAUCGCAGUGACAAUGACUUCUGGCAUUGGGGUCAUCAGGACUCUCGCAGCAGUGAACAUGACAUGCGAAGAGAUAGGAAACAUACGUCUGGCGGCAGUCAGUCGGGCGUGAGCCUGGAGGCGCUGCGUCGCGCGGCGGGCGGGCCCUCCGGCGCCGAGCGGCGCGACGCCGAGCGCCGCCGCGCCACGCUCAACAACGCCUUCCGCACCGCGCCCUUCGACCAGCUGCUGCAUAUUACGCAGCCCAAGUACGAGAUAAAAGAUAAACUGGAAGAGAUCUUCAACUCUAUAAGCGAGGAGCCUCUGCUGCCGCAGUCGGGCCCCUGCUCGCCCGCCGGCAAGUCCUACCAGCACCAAGUGCCGCCUUACACCAAGUACUUCCCCGAGCUGUUCCUGUAUUGAACACAUUGCAACGGAGAAGAACUUGAAAUCAGUAGCUGCCUUUAGCUGUAGUUCCAAUUUACUCGCUUACAGUUGACUACAGAAUUUCACGAAGUAAGAACCAUACCUUAUACCCUUCGAAAUAAGGUCUAAUUUACCAUAACUUUUGCGAAAACUUCGUGGAAUUUUGUUUUCAAUAUUAGUUGUUAUAGAAUUUUAUGGAGGCGACAUUGUUCAUAUGUAUUAUUUAAUUGUUGGUUACCUAACAGUCUUACUGAGGAUAUUGACUGGAUAUCAGCUGGGACUAUGAAAACUAAUUUUGAUGUUAUUUUCAUAAAAAUAUCUCCAUUCUCGUGCUAUAUUUCCUAGAUAUAGCUGUUGUGUGUAACAACUAUUUCAAUAUAAAAAUGACAACUCUAUACCAUUUCAAAAUGUGUUCAGUAGUUUCCGAGUUCUCAACACAAACGACAUGAAACGGAAACUUAACUUUUAAUAACUUAAAAACCCUUAUCUCUAGACAAUAUUCCUUGUAGGCCUAAACAAUAAUAAAAAUGUGUUCAAAAUACAUAUUAACUAUGUCACCUUUUAUUUUUGACUUGACAUAUUAAAUGUUCUUAACCUGACUUUGGCUCCAAAUAUGAUAAUAAUGUAAUGUAUAACGACAUUCCUGUUGCUUUUACUGACUAUUUCGUGAUAAUUAUUAUUAUUGUAGGAGAAUCUCUUAUUGUGGUGGAGAACUGUUGUUAUUAAUUUUGACCAUACAUUUAAUUUGAAAACAGAGAUUAACGGCCAAUUUCACCAGUUACUGAUAAAGUCUCCGAUAGCCUAUCAGGAACUUAUCUGACAGAAUAUAACUUGGCCUCACAGGUCUGGGAUCGCAAUGUCUGGCAGAAAUUAUAAGCAGACUUUAUCUGCCAGAUAACAAACUGACACUAUCGGUAACUAGUAAAACCGGGUCUUAUUCUAAUGUGAAAUGUAGGGAAAAAGACCUAAAAUGUCUUAAGACCACGAAAAUUAAUAAAAAUUAUCAAAAAGUUGUAAGUAAUUGUCAAAAGGAAUAACAACAGCAAAGUUUUUAUUAAAGUUUAUGAUAUUUAUUAGCGCACUAAGUAACGGCGUGGUUGGUGGAAGUAACUACUGUUGGUUUAUGUCGCCCUGGUAGCGAACAACGUAUCUCACGGUGUGGGAAUGAUAUUAAUUUACUAAUUAUGUCAAUAACAAAUUAAUUAGUUCACUUUUAAAAGUAUCAACCGUUCAUUUGAAAUCACAAAAUAAUGAUUGCCUAGCCAUUUUAACAUUAAACAGUUUAUAAUUUAAUUUAAGGAGGAACUCAGUAAGGGCCACGCCAUCAUAAGGUUAAGCAAUGCUUGGUGCGGUCGGUCCCUGGAUGGAUGACCAUCAUAAAGAUUGGAUUUUUAUAUAGUUAUCGGCACGGAUAUUGAGCUCUCGACGGAAGAGUGGGGAUCGCUUUGCACACCGUACACUUAAGGCAAUAAACCAAUAAAUCACUUCUGAUGAUUAUAGUAAUAUACAACCCGUGCCGAUAAAGAAUGGGAUUAAAAAUCGCGACAGCUGUAUUCAACUCUCGCUCAUGUGCUAUAGUGUAUGAGCGAGAGGUAAAUACAGCUGUCGCGAUAUCUAAUCCCAUUCUUUAUCGGCACGGGUAGUAUGUUUAUUCAAAAUUGCGUUUCACUGUGUACCUUCGUUAUUUUGUUGAUUUCAAAUGAAAUGGUCUAUGAGUACAUAAAAUAAUAAAGUAAUAUUUGAUUUAGCAAAACUUCAAUAAUAAUUAAUUUGUUUACAAUAUUGUUUUCCUAGCAAAUGAUGAAUUAGUAUUACAUUGUGAUUAUGACUUUAAACUUUUAUAUUAUUUUGUUUUUGUAUGCAAAUGUCUAAUGUUUAUUUAUUUAGUCAAUUGAUUAUUGUAACAUGAAUAUUGUCGGAUGGGUGUGGUAGGUGGAAGAAGUAAUAACAUUGUAUAAGAGGAUUGUUCAAUUGUACUUAAUGUUAUAUUAUUACAUGUAUUGUUCAGAACUCGGUUGUGUACGAGAAAUAAAUGUGUUUCCACAUAAAA